Molecule: messenger RNA, 1629 nt
Organism: Acyrthosiphon pisum (pea aphid)
Lineage: Eukaryota; Metazoa; Arthropoda; Insecta; Hemiptera; Aphididae
Product: zinc finger BED domain-containing protein 1-like
Exons: 4
Coding region: 1-1629 (542 amino acids)
Source: RefSeq, a predicted model, not a curated record
AUGUUUAAUAUGCCAAAAAAGAUCAAAACAUCAGGUAACACAUCUAAUUUGAACGGCCAUUUAAAAAGCAAACACAAAAAUGCUUUGGCUAUUAUUGCUAAUAAGGAUAAUCUGGAUAAUCCUGAACCUGAGGCAUCGACUUCUAAUCUGGAUAAUCCUGAACCUGAGGCAUCGACUUCUAAGAUCCCUGAUGUACCUAGUACACCUAGUACUAGUGAAAAAACUAAGGACAAUCAUGUAUCAAAUGAAAUGUUUAUGGGCGCAUUUAAGCGGCAAAAAACAAUUGCUGAAUCGUUUGGUGUUAUGACAAGUUUCAAAGAAGGUGGAGUAAAAUCGGAUAAACUUAUUCAUGCAAUAAUAUAUAUGAUUUGUAAGGACAACCAGCCUAUAAGUAUUGUUGAGGAUGAAGGAUUCCAGUACUUAAUGAAAAUAGUAUCGCCAAAUUUUAAAAUACCUAGUCGAAGAUACAUUUCCCGCAAAAUGUAUGAUAAAUAUGAUAUUAUGAAGGAGAUUGUUAUGACAAAAUUCAAAAAUAUUCAACAUUUUACUCUUACAACAGACAUUUGGACUGAUAUUCAAACCAGGAGUUACAUUGGUGUUACUAUUCAUUUUGUUGAAGAAUAUACACUAAAUUCUGCUUUGUUAGGAGUUUAUGAAUUAGAUGCAAGGCAUACAAGUGAAUACAUAGCAACCAAAUUACUUGAAGUGUGUAAAGAAUGGAACAUUUCCAAACAAAAUAUAAUUGCUGUGGUAACUGAUGGAGCAGCUAAUAUGUUGAAAGCGAUUGAUUUAUCAUAUGGAAAAAAAUGCCAUAUAUUAUGUUUUGCGCACACGUUAAAUCUUGUUGCACAGCAUGCUAUUUCAAGUGUCCCUGAACUCACACAAUUAAUUUCAGAUGUAAAAAACAUUGUGAGAUGGUUUAAACAGAGUGUUGUAGCAAGUGUUAAAACACUAAUUAAGCGGGUAGAGGUGACGACACAACACAACAACGUUCGUGAUGAAUUAAGGAAAGCGACCAAAGGUGAGGGAAAAUUACUCCAAGAAGUACCUACAAGAUGGAAUAGUACUUUUUACAUGCUUGAACGUUUCAUUAGUUUAAGCAAUAUAGUUAAUGAUAUUGUGCAUAGACACAUUACAGCUCCACCUAUGAUUUCAGCCAAAGAAAUUAAAGAUAUUUCUGAAAUAAUCGACAUUUUAAGACCAAUAGAAGCAGCUACCAAACAACUUUGUGGCCAAAAAUGUGUGACAACCAGUAUGGUUAUUCCCAUGAUCUACAUGAUGACAAAAAAAAUAAAUCAAUUUGAACCUACACAGCAGAUAGGUGCUCAGCUUAAAGCAGGAAUUUUGAAAAACUGUGAAUACAGAUUUUGUGCAGUGGAGGAUGUUGCUCUUUUAGGCAUGUCAACAAUUUUGGAUCCACGUUUCAAAAAAAUUUAUUUCAAAGAUCCAUUAGCUUUAUCUAACAUGUUAAAAUAUAUUUCUGAUGAGAUAAAGCAAAACAAUUAUGUUGGUGAGAGCUCUUCUGAUGAUGACAUCUUAGACCCUGAUGUGGCAAACCAUUCGAUUUAUGGCAAGAUCACGAACAAAUUGUACAACAAUCUUCUGGUCGCAGAGGACAGCGUCAGCUAA